Molecule: messenger RNA, 4515 nt
Organism: Salvelinus fontinalis (brook trout)
Lineage: Eukaryota; Metazoa; Chordata; Actinopteri; Salmoniformes; Salmonidae
Exons: 9
Coding region: 1895-4246 (783 amino acids)
Molecular function (GO): calcium ion binding
Source: RefSeq, a predicted model, not a curated record
GGGGGGGGGGGGGGGGGGAAUCCAUAUCACAAGAAAGUUCUCUACUUGUGCAAAAUGGCAAAUGGUGUGUGAAUGUCCUGCUUAACCUGUUUCUCCAGAUGGUUACACCAUCAAUGGAUCUGACGUUCCUUUGCACUUGAUUCUAGAAACAAACUAUUUAUGUUAUUUGAAAGAUUGCUGGUUUAUUAUAACUCUUAAAAGGUGGAAACCGUAGCGGUGAAUCUACCACGCCCGUUUGUGUGAUAUUACAACAACAAAGAAUUUACUUAAAACAACACUGUUUUUUUUCCCCUUCAUAAUGAACAUCAUUGAACAUCAUUACACACACGAUAGGACAGCAGAGUAUACUGAGUGUACAAAACAUUAAGGACACCUUCCUAAUAUCGAGUUGGACCACCUUUUGCCCUCAGAACAGCUUCAAUUCGCCGGGGGGUGGACUCUACGAGGUGUUUAAAGUGUUCCACAGGGAUGCUGGCCCAUGUUGACUCCAAUGCUUCCCACAGUUGUGUCAAGUUGGCUGGAUGUCCUUUGGGUGGUGGAACAUUCUUGAUACACAUAGGAAACUGUUGAGCGUGAAAAACCCAGCAGCGUUGCAGUUCUAGACACAAACGGGUGUGCCUGGCACUUACUACCAUACCCAGUUCAAAGGCACUUCAAUCUUUUGUUUUGCCCAUUCGCCCUCUGAAUGGGACACAAACAAUCCAUGUCUCAAGGCUUAAAAAUCCUUCAUUAACCUGUCUCCUCCCCUCCCCAUCUAUACUGAUUGAAGUGGAUUUAACGGGAUCAUAGCUUUCUCCUGGUCAGUCUGUGUCAUGGAAAGAGUAUGCAUCCUUAAUGUUUUGUACACUCGGCGUAUGUAAAAAAUUUUUACCACACUUAUUGAGCUCCUCUUCUCCAUUUCAUAAACAAAACAAAAACUAUAACAAAUGUGCCUGGGGCGACCAGUGGCACCUUUGUGUAGAUCUCAGCUUUAAAUUCGUGCUCUUUCUGUAUACUCACAACAGAGGAGGCUGCUGAGGGGAGGACAGCUCAAUAAUAAUUGCUGGAAUGGAGCAAAUGGGGUGGCAUCAAACCAUGUGUUUGAUACCAUUCCACUGAUUCCACUCCAGCCAUUACCAGGAGCCCGUCCUCCCCAAUUAAGGUGCCACCAACCUCCUGUGACCCACAAGCCUAUAAUGGAAUUAACUGAGUCUGUACUUCCAACUCCAUUUUCUGCCCUAUGUUUGUUUGUUUUUAUGUUUUCAGAAAGUGUCUUAUGUGAUGGAUACCUGGAGUAUUUUCAUUUUUUAUGACAGUGAAUAAAAAAAACGAUUCAAACAUCAAACCUUGGAAUCACUCUCGUGCUUCAAAGUUGAUCUGAAUCAUAAAGCACUCACUAAAGAUGCCAUACCUUGAUAAGCUUUGCUAAACUAUUGCUCUAUCUUUAUCAUCAAUCAGCAGCAUUAGGCUACUUAAAGUGUCCCAAAAUAAGUAUCUGUUCACUACUGUAUACAAAACAUCAAACGUUUAGAAUAAACAUCUUUACCAUUAGAUCAUUAAUAAUUGAUGGAAUUGUCGUUCUUGUAAAAUAGAUUUGUAUUUAUAAAGUACUUGGUAAGAUAAAAGUACAACAUAAUACUUGUUGCUUCUGAGAUGUACAGCUGCAGAAGUCAAGUUAUCUUACCUACAACAGUGUAGCAGUGACACCUAGUGGAUACACCCCAUAUAGACCAGAAGCAUCCGAAUAUCAAGGCGUGCUAAUUAGCUAAAUGGCAAUAUAUUUCACCUGUUUACGUCCACUUUUAGCGGAAACGAAAAGAAACAUCGCAGGAAAUAAUUGACAAUAGCUGGGACAGUGUAGGAAGCCGACCUGCUUGCUAAAUAGUGGAAAAAGUAAACACAACGUGACACAAAAAUGUCACGAAAUCAUUCAAAGUUCAUAUUUGUACGUUCACUACUACUUGCCAAUGGUUUAUUUACCGCAAACUGCGACCUGUCCUGGAUAAAUAACUUUAGGAAUGACGCUUACAACCCUCCCGAUGACAGUCAUGGUAAUGUGGGCAACGCCUUCUUCGCGCUGCGAAGUUGCCACCAGGUGAUGCGCGGCAAGAGCGGCGAGUUCUUCUCCCCAGACUACCUGUGCUCCAACCCACCUCUCUGGUGCAACUGGACCAUCCAGGUAGACCCUGGUAAACGUGUACUCCUCCACCUAGAGGACUUCACCCAGUCAGACGCAUGCAGCGGGAAGCUGGACCAGAUCCACCUGGACGAGCCCCUGGGGGUCGCGGGGGGUCACAGGAUCCUGGAGAAGUGUUGGCGUGAGGCCAAGUACACGUCCCUCUCCAACAUCCUCCACGUGGUUCAGCUGAUCAGAGGCAAACCCAGUCCACCCCACAGGGGCUUCUAUGGGCGAUACGAGGCGUUCGUACCGCCAGUCACGUACCAUGCUUAUGGUGAUACCACCGAAGAAGACUGGAAGCUGAUGACUGAACCAAAACCGAUAGAACUGGAACCCUUUCCCUCUCUGGGAAGUUUCACCAAGUUUCUUCCCGUGAAGAGGGGUGAACCUACGGAGGGCAUUUUACUGGAGAGCCCCACCCCGCCAGCUCAGACCAACCCGGAGUUGGUGUUUGACUAUUUUGACCAACUCACUUCCUCCUCUGUGUCCAAUGAGCUUCCACCAUGGGAAGCAGAGGAGCAAAUGGUCAGAGAGGGGCUCUUCAAGUCUUCUCCUGUUCAGAGAGAGGAGGAAGUUUGGAACAGAGGAAUCUCAGAGGGGACUGAAGCAGACGAGAGCCACCUGACAAUGGAAGACUGGAAAGUGGGUAACUUGAGUGGAGAUGUGGUGGACCGUGAGUCCCAUCUGCACUUGACUCCCACUCCCCACAUGGUGGUCACUCGUCAUGGGACGUCAGGGAGGGAUGCCACUCGGACCCACACAGCACACCUUGGAAGUGACGCCUCCACACGCCAGCCCCCUGUUUUGAAUCCCAAAUCCUCAUUACGCACUCCGUCUGCUAUGCGAAGGAACGUGGAUGCUCAAACUACAGAUUCCAUUCCUCCUACAGAGUUGAACAUCGUGUCACACACAACAGAGGUGGAUGACCAAGGUGAGGAUUCUGGCAAUGAGGAAUUGCUGAAAAUGACUCUGGGUGAGUCUACAGCAUCCAGUGACACUCAUACACCCACUGAUACCCAGGAUCCCUUCAACCAUCUCCCAAACAUGGUUGAACCGUUUUUCGACAGCAGACGUUAUGAGGAAGCCAGAAAUCACACCGAAGUAUCACACUUACCAGAAGACUACCUAUUUGAAGUGGCUGUUGAAGUCAACUUCCUUGUGACGCCAGAGGAGAAUUGGGACCAUCUUGUGAGAUCACUGUUGAUCUCUGUGGAGUCUCUGGUUAAUGAGCAGUUGGAAAUUGUCCACAAACCCAAAACCCUAUCCUCCAAAAGAAUAAAAAGGUUGAGUGCAGGAGUGCUUUAUAUCCUCUGGCUGCAUAUUGGGGGUGGGCCAGAAGGGGUGAAGAUUCACAGGACCCUGCACCUGGCCCUGCAGGAGCUGUUGGAGAUGGUGGUUAGCCCCAGGGACAUCUCAACGCAGGGUGUCAUCGUCUCUGUAUCCACCGCUGAUGUGAAUGAGUGUGUGACUCAGCUGGUGCUGUGUGACAUCAACGCUGAGUGUGUAAACCACUUUGGUUCCUACUCAUGCCGAUGCCACUCCGGGUUCAAGGACAUGUCUAGACUGGGCUCAGGUGGAACCAUUUGCGUGGACACCAAGGCCGCUGAUACGGACCGGCACAACGAGUCGAAGAUUACGGUGGAUCAGCAUAGUCCUGAGCAGCAGCAGCGUAACACUGGCUGUACUUCAGUGUGGUCCAGCGGGAUGGUCAAAGGCAUCUACGUGGUGUGCUUCCUGCUCAGCUUCCUCAUCCUGCUGCUCCUCGGUACCGUGGGCGUGCUGUACCACCGCCACCACCGGGGGGCCUUCCUGGUCCACUGUCGGAGCAGCAGCCACGGGAGCGUCCCCCCCAUCCCCCCUCCUGACUACAAAAACGACGGCAACGACAACACUUCCAUCCGCACCAACUCGGAGCUGCCCCCUCCGCUCCCACCCAUACAGCGCCCUAAGGAGAGCUGUGCUCGCUCUAAGGAAGGCUGGGCUCACCCCAAGGACUGCUGCCCCUCAGUGGACCUGCCCCUGCUGCGCUUCAGCCCCCUGCUGCCUCUUGAUGGGUACAUGGAGCCAGGGGAGGGUGUCAAGCUUUGAAGAGAAGAUUGCUCUGUGAUUGUCCUGAAUGUGCAAUGAGAGCAUUGAGACCCCGUUCUGGGCAGGUUGACUUCACUGUUUCCUAAGUUCAUUGUUUUUCUGUUUAUCUUUGCCUUUUUCUCUAUUUUGAUGAAAUAUCUUGACUGUUAUUACUUUUUGUAUUACCUUGUCUUUGUGUGUAGUUUGGAUGUGCUACUUGAUAUAUUCUUUGGAUCAUUGUAUAUAGUAUAUUUAACAGAGUAACUUCAAUUAAAUAAAUGUUAACUUGG